This is a messenger RNA of Gregarina niphandrodes, 981 nucleotides long. RefSeq names its product putative transmembrane protein. The transcript has 2 exons. Bases 1 to 981 code for a protein of 326 amino acids. NCBI's taxonomy places the organism in Eukaryota, Apicomplexa, Conoidasida, Eugregarinorida, Gregarinidae. The record is from RefSeq and is a predicted model, not a curated record.
AUGCCGUCCAUGAAGAAAGCAGUAGAGGCGGAUGCAGCCAGGGCGAACGACGAAGAUAAGGGAAGACAAAGAAAGACUAAACAGUCGGGGUCCCCGAAGGUAGCGGCAGGGUCCCCGAAGGUAGCGGCAGGGUCCCCGAAGGUAGCGGCAGGGUCCCCGAAGGUAACGGCAGGGUCCCCGGAAGUAACGGCAGGGUCCCCGGAAGUAACGGCAGGGUCCCCGGAAGUAGCGGCAAACCAGAUUGUUGAAUUUAAGAAGUUAUGCUAUGACGUUCGCGCAUCUUCCGUAUAUAAUGAACAGGACGUUGUGCACGCCCUGAAGGAAGCUGCGGCUGAACUAAUUGGCAAUGCCAAAGAAAGCGGUACCUACUUUGUCCGAGAGUCUUAUAGACUUUCCAACUACAUGAUCGUCUUUGGCUGGAUCGCAAUCGCUAGCGGGCUCUACUGCUUUAGAUUGCAGUAUAAUAAAGAGAAUAAAAAGACCAUCGCCCUUACAGCAGCCCUCUACUGGGUGGUCGCAGUGUCGUUCUUUAUCAUCGACUUUGCAUGUACUGAUAAAUUGGUCUCAGCAUUCAGACUCAGCAAGAAAAAAACUGACUACAAAUCGAAUGCCAUAUAUCUUCAUUAUGAACCAGAACAGGCGAUGGUUCGCUGGGUCACAACGAACCAGUUCUCUUAUAUUUCCUCCCUAAAGGGAGGUAUAACCCGUUGUUUCCGUUUGAAAUCCGUUCCUUAUAUUCGUGGGCUCCUAUACGUCCUUGAGAAAAUACAACCUCAUUCCGCAGCCAAAUUCAACGUUGGAAAGCGCAGACAACAAGCGAUCGAGUUACCCAAGGGCAUGGAUCCAGUGGACAUCAGUAAGUCUGUCAUUUCAGUUCUCGAAAGUGGCGUUGUUCCGAUCAACAAGAAAACGGACGACAAGGAACAAGUCGGAAUUCUGCUGGAACGGGACGUGACCCAUUACUUUGAUGAUCAAGGGUAG